AUGUCGGAGCCGACGGAGGAAUUGGAGAGCGACGGUUCGAGUUGCGGGGAUCGCGGCGACGCCAAGAAACGCGUUCGCGUCGACGCGGAUUCGACGGGGCCGAAGAAGAGGCGGAAACAAACAACGCCCGUACGAUUCUCGUCCAGCUUGAUGACCGGCGCGAACGAUGAGUCGAACGAGGACGAGGAGGAGGAGGAUGGUGACGGUGACGGUGGCGGUGACGGUGACGGUGACGGUGACGGGGACGGGGACGGGGACAGCGAAGGUAAGCUGUCGUCGCAGUCACCGAUACGCGACGAGAAUCUCGAUAACGAAUUCCGUUGCCGGUAUUGUAGUCAGUUUUUCGACAGCAAAGAAACGCUGAACGUUCACUUCGAUAACGAGCACGGUUCCCGACAACGAGAAAACAGCUCCCCAAAUUCCGCGAGAAAAAUAAUCGCGACCGCGAGCCAACCGGAACAAUCCGAGAUUCCCGUUAAUUAUCUUACCGCGAAGAACUUUGCGACAAACUGGCAACACGUACAGUCGCAAAACGAGCCCGAUCUCUGGCCCGGUUCUGCGAAUCAAAUAUCCGCCGGCGGUGGCGGCGGCGGUGGCGGCGGCGCAUUACCUAAUCAUUUGCAAGCGUUUACCGGCGCGUUCCCUGGCGCGUUGGCGCAGUAUUUACCUCUGUCAGCGUUUCCGCUGACAGACUCCUCCGGUCACAUGGCCAGAGCGACGACGAUCGGAUCGGCGCCGGUGAGGAUCUUUAAUCCAGACGCGUACUGCGACCUGUGCAAUAAAGAGUUUUGCAACAAGUAUUUCCUAAAAACGCACAAGGCCAACAAACACGGUAUCUACGUCGAUUCGCCGGGUUCGAGCGCGAUAGAUGUUAACGCGGCUGUUGUUCCGAUCUAUACCGGAAACGUAAAACUAGAGCUGCCGUGCGUGCCGUGCGUGCCGUACGUGCCGUGCGAUCUCUGCCAAAAACGAUUCAAAAACGAAGAAUCGAUGCGCAAACACAAGCAAAAGAUGCACACCGAGCUGCUGCUCGAGCAUUCGCAGGAUACGGAAAUUAAUCUGUCGGUGAACGAGGAGGAGAGAGGAGAGACGCCGCGGACGAGGGACAGCCCCGGAGGUAUGGAAACGCUUUUCAAGCUCGAGUACGGGGUAGAACAAGAGGAUGCAACGUUCGUGCCAGCGCCCAGACACCUAUCUCCUCGAUCGAUUCAGCAGGCAAGGGACGCUGGCUUUAACGCCGAUCGGCUACGUCGUUUAGGGGUGAUAAAUCCGGACGCGUUCUGCGAGAUAUGUUGUAAAGAAUACUGUAACAAAUAUUUCCUUAGGACGCAUAAAAGCAAGAGGCACGGGAUUCUCGUACAGGAUAACGACAAGUCGCCCAACAAUCCAGGAUCGGCGGUCACCUGGCACCAAAUACAAACCAGUCCGUUGAAUUUGAUCGUGACGGAAAGCACCACCAGUAGCACAGAGUCCAACGACCGACCGGGGGACGAUUACGAGUGCAAAGUUUGCGGGAUACGGUUUCAAACGAUCGGCCUCUAUCGAGCGCAUUCGCGAAAGAUGCACGAAUCCGAACAACACCGUUCGCCUAAACACGAGUCGAACUUGGAAACGGCGGCAUCGUUGGAUCAACAACAGCGGAACGAUUCGAUCUCCGAAGACCUCCAGAAGCUGCAGACGAUGCUGUUGCAAUUGAACGGACUAAAGACUGGGAAAGAAUCGUCGUGCACCGUGUGUGGAAAAGAAUGCGAGACCAGAGCCGGUUUGCACGUUCAUAUGGUCACGGAACACGCCGAGGACUCGGCGUCCUCGCCGCUGGAUAAAUCACCCCUGACCGUCGCGACGUCCGCGUGUUGCGCCAUUUGCGGAAAAGAUUAUCCGAAUCAGGACGCGCUCGGAAGGCACAUCGCGGAGGAACAUCAACCCGGGGUUUCGAGUUCCUCUCUGGCUCCUCAUACUCCCAGCGCCGUCCCCAGUGCCGUACCCAGUGCCGUACCCAGUGCCGUAUCCACCGCCCCGGCGACGAUCAAUUCAAACUCCCUCGGCAGCCAGACCACCUCGUCCGAGAGAAAAUCGAUGACAUCGAUGACGCCGACCUCGAGUUACUGCGAGAUAUGCAACAAGGAACUGUGCAACAAGUAUUUCAUGAAGACGCACAUGCAGAGAAUGCACGGUAUCGAGAUCGAGAACGGGGCUCAGAUCGGCGGCGUGAUCUGCAACAUUUGCAACAAGGAAUUGUGCAGCAAGUAUUUCCUGCGCGUUCACAAGCACAACACCCACGGCAUCGUCGACGAGAACGCUCCGAGCUCGACGAAACAAGAGGCUCACGACGCCACGAAUACCGACGACGCGGCUUUGAAACCGGAACAACUCGGCGACUUGAGCCACCGAUAUUUUACUCACUUCACGGAAGUUUGUCCGAUCUGUAGCAGAAGGUUCCGCAGCAUAAAAUGGUUGAAAGCUCACUUGAUGGGCGAUCAUGGGAAAAUCGGUAUCGAUAAAUGGCGCGAAAUGGAACAGCAAUACCAAGCAACGCCCAAAACAGGGACCAGAGUAUUAAAUGUCUCCAAGACCGUUCAAAGUUCGAAUCUCAAGAUACCGAAUGGAUUCGAAAUUUCCCAGCAAAUGAAACCUGCCGAUUACACCGGUUUUGGUAAUCAAGUACUCUCAAAUUUGUUGGGUAGUACCUCUUCCGAGGACCACCAGCUGAAAAGCUACCAUUGUUCCUAUUGUAAUUUUACUACGACCGUGCUACCGUUCCUCUUCCUUCACGAGAGGUCUCACGCGAAUUCCACGCAGGAGAACGCCGAGGACGAAAAGUCGUUUCAAUGUCCAGUUUGCUCCCAAGUAUUUUAUCAACCGGAAAUGUUGCAUCGACAUUUGCUCGCGGCGCAUCAGUUUCCCGCGUUGCUGUCGCAUUUUCAACCACCGAUGGUUUUUAAUAAUUUCGGGCUGGACGCCGAAAGAUCGAACGAAUCUAAAGAGAAAUCGGAUCCGGAAACGAAAGAGGACCGUACAGGGAACAGUCCGCAGCAACUCACUGCCAAUCAAACGAUUCCUGAAUCGAACAAAACUCAACGACAGGAGGACACGGCGGUUCAGGUCACUUCUCAGGGUGUAUAUAAAUGCGCGCAGUGCGGCUACGCCACGACCAAUUUGAAUCGAAUUAAAAAGCACGUUAGGAAAGAUCAUAAGACGAUCGGCGAUCCCACCGACACCGUGAUCGCUGAGCUUAGCAAAACCUUGAGAGAGGUUGCCAACAGGCAUAAGAUGCCAGCUUGCUACGCGAUGCCGCAAGACAUGAACUCGAACCCUGAUAAAACGAUCAUGCAGCCGUUUUUCUUGGAAGAACAAAACACGAUGCAAGCUGGCGAGGAAUCAAACUCGGAAAAACGAUUCGUACCGGCAUUGGUUUAUUUACCGGUGAAAUCGCGAAUCGGUAACGCGCUGACUGCUUCCUUUACACUCAGUCCCGCUUGA
This is a messenger RNA of Colletes gigas, 3480 nucleotides long. Its product is annotated as zinc finger protein 423. Bases 1 to 3480 code for a protein of 1159 amino acids. Lineage: Eukaryota; Metazoa; Arthropoda; Insecta; Hymenoptera; Colletidae. The record is from RefSeq and is a predicted model, not a curated record. The transcript is spliced from 2 exons.